Chelmon rostratus (copperband butterflyfish) is the source of this 2434-nucleotide messenger RNA. RefSeq names its product Kruppel-like factor 17 (gene klf17). The record is from RefSeq and is a predicted model, not a curated record. Gene Ontology annotation, biological process: regulation of transcription by RNA polymerase II. Gene Ontology annotation, molecular function: DNA-binding transcription factor activity, RNA polymerase II-specific; RNA polymerase II cis-regulatory region sequence-specific DNA binding. Lineage: Eukaryota; Metazoa; Chordata; Actinopteri; Chaetodontiformes; Chaetodontidae. The transcript has 3 exons. The coding region runs from base 144 to 1493 and encodes 449 amino acids.
GCACUAUUGACAGUCGCGCUCUGAGUCCUGGAACGCUCCUCAGCUGUUGACAUUACCGAACAGGCGCUCUAUGGACAGAGAGGAAAGGCUUUGUUCACCUUUAUAGUUUAAAACUCUUGUUAUUUGUCGUCCAUUCGGUCAGCAUGGCUGUAGCUGAAGCAGUGAUGCCUGCCGUGACAUCGUUUGCAAGUGUCCAGGGGAUGGAAGGAAAACAGUUCGACAAUCUGCGUAAGGUGGACGAGUGCGCACGGAGCGGCGCAGACAACCCGCUCAUCGAAGUGGAGUUCAGCAUCGUGCAGACUCCUGCUUUGCCUCCCAAGGACGACGACGAGCUGGGAAAGUUCUUGGACCUGGAGUUCAUCUUGUCGAACACCAUCGGCUCCGACGUUGGAAGCACCAGCAGCACCGGGGGCAUUUCCCCGCAGCAGUGCGCGUAUUCCCUGCCGGAGUCUCCGGAGAGCUGCAGCGGUAGCUCCGUGCCAGACUGCAGCGACCACAAUCCCUCUCACCUGGCCGCACAGAGCUACCACGGCACCGUGAGCUUCACAGGUGGUGCGGGCCCAGUCCGCAGUCUCAUGGCGGAGCUUCUCACAUCAGAGAUGAAUUACCCCGGGGACAGUUCACCAGACAGCGCUGGCAAGGCAAGAGACGUGCGGGAGUACACCGAACUGCAAGCGCUGACUCCCGCUCACCACCAAGUGGCCACCUCUCCUCCACCGCUUGGAUACAAAAUUAAAACCGAGCCUGUGGGUCAGCCUUGUAUGAUGGCUGCUGCUGCGGGGGACUUUAUGGGACAGAUGUAUGAGAGACAGCCGAUGCGCUCCGUGCACCCAGCAACUUUUACGCACCACCAGACUGCAGUUCCAGGUGCGCUGCAAGGUUUCGGUGCGCACCCCAUGCAGCAUCCGGCACCUCAUGGACCCACAGACUGCCACCUGACGCAGAUUAACUCUAUGAGCUCCCAUCAUCCGAAUCAACACCAUCUCCAGAACCAGUACAUGAACGCGCCCUACCAGCCGCAGUACGCACAGCCGAGUUUGUCCCAUUUCCAAGGGCAGUACAGCAUGCACAGAGACCCUGUCCGCGUCCACCAGCAGCAUCAUCCGGCUUCUAUGCAGGGGCUCAUGCUAACCCCUCCGUCGUCGCCGUCGUUGCUGGAGUUUUACGCGCACGAUGACGUGGGGAGCAUGAAACAGAAGAGAGGCCGCAGGUCGUGGGCCAGAAAACGCGCCGCGACGCACAGCUGCGAGUUCCCUGGCUGUGGGAAAACCUACACCAAGAGCUCCCACCUCAAGGCCCAUUUGAGAACACACACAGGUGAAAAGCCCUACCACUGUAACUGGGACGGCUGCGGCUGGAAGUUCGCCAGGUCAGAUGAGCUGACCCGUCACUUCAGGAAACACACCGGACACCGACCUUUUCAGUGUCACCUGUGCGAGCGAGCGUUUUCCCGUUCAGACCACCUGGCUCUCCACAUGAAGAGGCACAUGUAGGCCACGUUACAUUCAUGGACACAUCUGUAUCCAAAUCCACCGUGAGAUCAUGCCUGGGGCAUCCCAGAAUAUGCACGAGAUGGUCCCCCACUGUUGGAAAUUUCUUGCAUCCCUGUAGAGACAAGUAUGUUUGUGGUGCCUUGAUGGGGAGUUUAAGCAACCUCCAUCCUACCAACAUUCAUGGCGUUUGAUCCCCUGAGGUACCACAAAUGUAUUCCCAUAGGAACCUCUUUUUCAAAAGUGCCUUUUCAUCUGAAAAAAGCAACUGUUGGUUGUACAUAUCUGUGGAUAUAUGAAUAACUUUGGCUAAAUUAUAGUAGCUUGUAUUUAAGACAUUUCUUCACUCUGUCUUUUAAGUAAGUUAUUGAGUGUUAGCAAGUGCCUUGACAAGAUUCUGCAUUUGCUUCCCAAAAGGGGAAAACACAUUGUGGGCAGGACCCCGAAUUUUGUAUAUAUAUGUAAAUUGUAUUUUUGUAAUGUUUACAUCUUAUAUCUUUGAUACUACUCAAUUCAGGUCAGGGUUUUUGUUUUUUGUUUUUUUUGUUUUUGGAAAAUUUCUCAUCAUUCUUUUUUUUUUUUGUUGGUCUGCACGAUAGACAUUAUAGCUUACUUAAGCAUUCAGGCUUCUUCUUUGUUCUGUAAAGGGUUGCUUGAGCAAUGUUAACAAAUUCAGGUACUAAAAUGGAUUUGCAGGAUCCCAAAAGUGUCACCCCACCCUCACUUCACACAAGUCAAAUGUUAUUUACAGCUCAGUGUUUUCUAGGGAUACGACACAUGUAUUUGUUUUAUGGAUGAUAUAUUUUUCUCAAGAAUGAAGAAAUCCCCUCCAACCAAUGGUUGAACUGCUGUACUUGAAAGAGAAUUACCACUCAGAUGUAUCAUUUUUCAAGAAUGCAAUUGUUUCGAUGUGCUUAAGGGCUCAGAAAAUAAAAGUACUUUUA